UUGUAACUAUUUCUGCUAUAACUCAACACAAAUACACACUCUCGGACUUUCUUUUUCUCUCUCUCUCUCUGGGGUCUCUGCAUCUGAAAAUGGAUCGCAAAUGUGUGCUUAAGAUAGCUUUAAUAUGCCUCAUUGUGGCUGGUGUCGGUGGCCAAUCUCCGUCCGCAGCACCAACAACAACUCCGGCAAAACCUGUAACGGCUCCCGCCAAAGCACCAGCAAAACCUGAAGCUCCAGUAGCUGCUCCUGUAUCUUCACCACCGGCAAAACCUACAACUCCAGUAGCAGCUCCUGUAUCUUCACCACCAGCAACUGCACCAUCAAAACAGGCUGUUCCAGCUCCAGUGGCUACCCCACCAGCAGCGGCUGUUACUCCAGUUAGCUCACCACCAGCAGCGGCUGUUACUCCAGUUAGCACACCACCAGCAGCCACACCCGCUAAAUCACCUGCAAAAUCUCCACCAUCACCUGCACCAGUUGCUGCUACUCCACCACCAGCUACAUCGGCUCCUGAAACCGCUCCUCCUGCACCUGUUCCAGUUGCUGCUCCAACCGCUGCUGACGUUCCUGCACCUACUCCUAGCAAGAAGAAGCCAAAGAAGCACUCCCACGCCACCUCUCCUGCUCCCGGUCCUGAUGUGUCUAGUCCACCUGCUCCUCCUAUGGAAGCUCCUGGACCUAGCCUUGAUGCUAGCUCCCCUGGUCCAUCUGUUGCUGAUGAUAGUGGAGCAGAAACGAUAAGGAGUUUGCAAAAGAUGGUUGGAGGAUUGGCAUUGGGAUGGGCAGUGUUGGCUUUCAUCUUCUAGAGAGAGCAACAAGACAGAUCUCAUCAUCAUGUCCAUUUUCCCUGCUGUUAUAUUAUUUUAAUCUUUUAUCUUUUCUUUUUUUUUUUUUAUUUGCCAGUGCCCCCAAUUUUUCUAUUGGACUGCUCACAUUUUUAAAAUUUAUCAUUGUUUGGUUAAUUUACCGGUCAGCAGUGGGUUUGAGGUUGCUGUCUGGGGAUUAACCACAUUUGCUCUGUAUUCAGUAUUCAGUAUUCUUUGAGAGAAAGGAGGGGGUAAAAAGAACACUUUGUAUUUUGUAGUUUUUAUUUAUUUAUUUAUUACAAUUCAGUGGCGAUUUAUUUGUUUUUUCUA
Ricinus communis (castor bean) is the source of this 1136-nucleotide messenger RNA. RefSeq names its product lysine-rich arabinogalactan protein 18. The record is from RefSeq and is a predicted model, not a curated record. Lineage: Eukaryota; Viridiplantae; Streptophyta; Magnoliopsida; Malpighiales; Euphorbiaceae. The transcript is spliced from 2 exons. Gene Ontology annotation, cellular component: plasma membrane. Bases 90 to 806 code for a protein of 238 amino acids.